Molecule: messenger RNA, 5205 nt
Organism: [Candida] anglica
Lineage: Eukaryota; Fungi; Ascomycota; Pichiomycetes; Serinales; Debaryomycetaceae
Source: the annotation of a GenBank genome assembly
AGAGAAAGUAUCCCUUCUCCUCAUUAUUGUUCAAUGAAUCGUCAAUUUCUGAGAGAGGAGAUUCAAAAGAUUCUCCAGCGCUGGCACCAGUUAAAGGUACAGUUUGGAGACCAAGCUGUCAACGUUCCGGAGUUCACACACUUGAGCAAGAUUAUCAAGUUCCUUCAACAACAGAACCAACAGUCGCUUCAAAAUGGGAGUGGACCUCAAGGGCCACAAUCCGCGCAACCACACCAGUUACAGUCACACCAAGUGGGCCAACAAUCACCUGCAAUACAGCAUUCACAGGUACCUCCACUGGUAACCCCAUCACAACAACCGCAACAACAACAACAACAACAACAACAGUCGCACCAAAUAUCUCUGAACUCAAUUAAUGCUCCACAGGGUCAGAAUCAGAUGUACACAUUCAACCAACAGCGAGGAAACGAUGGUAGCACCAAUGGUACUCCCGUACCUGCAAAUUCCAAUAUGAUAGAACCAAUGGGUAUGAUGCAUCAACAACAUAGCCAGCCAGGAAAUGCACUUCAACAAGGAAUGCCCGCACAAUCCAACUCGUUUCACACUAGUGGGAUUAAUGGCAAUACUCCUACCGAGUUUGCACUGUCAAGUUCAGGGGCUGGCGCUGGCAUAGUAACUGGGUCAGGGACAGGUCCUGGAUCUCUACCAGGUCCCGAAUCCGCUUUCACUGCCCUGCAAUUUCAAAUGCUUAAGGCGCAGUUCCAAACUAUUAAAUAUCUUUUGAAGAACCCAGUUCCCGGCAGUCCUGCAAUUCCGGAGAAUUUAGUUCAAUUUGUCACCAAUGAUCAAAUGGUAUUCCCUAAUGAAGCAGGAUACCUAGCUGCCCUGAACCCAAUGGCGCCAAAGCCACAAGUAAUUGGACAACAACAAUCAAUUCAGAAACCUCAACAGACUGCUCAAACUCCACACGCACCUGGAAUGAUGCCAAAUGCUCAAUCACCGGGACUUGCAAUGAAGCCCAACCAAUUUACUGCAUCCCAACAGGCAAUGCAAAGACAAGCACAGGCGCAAGCAGCGGCUGCAGCACAGGCGCAGGCCGCAGCACAAGCACAAGCAGCCGCACAAGCCCAAGUAGCCGCACAAGCCCAAGCAGCGGCACAAGCCCAAGCAGCAGCACAAGCACAGGUAGCAGCACAAGCACAAGCAGCAGCACAAGCGCAAGCGGCAGCAGCACAGGCACAUGUACAAACUGUAGUUCCAAACCGAGGAGAUGCACUGGCUCACGUUCCAUCGAGAGACUUGCAGGGCCAACCCCAAAUGUUGGGGGAAUCAAUGCCAAUUGGACCUUACGGCGGAUUAACGACGAAAGACACUUCAAGGCAAUCCAUUGGUAAAGGUGUAGAUCAAACAGCAUCAAACGGAUCGAAGUACGUAUUUAUGAAUCCAGAACCACCAGUUGAAUUGGCCAAAUUGCUUCCUGAAGAAGACUCAAAGAAAUUGACUAUCAUUUCAGUCAAUAAACCUCAGUAUCAAGUCGAUGCAUUCGAAAUUCCUCAUUUAGUUGGCGAUAACGUCAAGGACGUAUCUUAUGCCACCUUUCAUGACUCACUGAGCAGAUUAGAAUUUCCUUCCUUAUACCCAGAAGGCGUGAGUAUGGAUGAAGUUUACAGUAAUUUGCAAAUGGUUAGAAAAUUGAAGAUUGAAGAAGGUCUCGUCACCAUGAGAGAACAACUUGAGAACCUUUCAAGUGAGGAGAGUGACCAGCAACGUGAAUUGUUACAAACAGAAGUGGACAAGUUAGAAUUAUUACCAUUUCAAAAGGCAUUGAGAGGGAAGAUAUUAUCACAAUUAUGGUUUAGCAAGUCUUUAUUACCAAAUUCACAUCCCAACUUUCUUGCUAAGUUUAAUACCUUGUCAGUAGACAAUAUCACUUCCACUCAUGAAUUAUAUAGACAACAAGUUUAUUCAUUGGUUCAAGCACAGAAUAAGAGACAUCAAAAGACUAUCAGUGAAAUUUUGACUAGUCAAAGAAAACGGAAUGAGAAGAUAUUAAGCAAGAGAGAAAAGUUGACUAGAUUCUCAAACAAGGUGGCAAGUUUCCACAGUCAAAUUGCAAAGGAAGAACAGAAGAAGUUGGAAAGAAUGGCCAAGCAACGUUUACAAGCUUUGAAGCUGAAUGAUGAAGAAGCUUACUUAAAGUUGUUAGACCACACUAAAGAUACCAGAAUUACUAGGUUAUUGAAGCAAACUAAUCAAUUUUUGGAUUCUUUAGCACAAGCUGUUCAAUCGCAACAACGUCAAAGUCAAAUUGACAAGAAUAUUGCUGAGCCAACUACCGAAGUAGGUGCUGAUACCAAUUUAACUGAAGAUGAAAAGCGUGAAAAGACAGAUUAUUAUCAUGUUGCUCAUAGAAUUAAAGAAAAAGUUACCGAACAACCUUCUAUCCUUGUCGGUGGUACCCUUAAAGAGUACCAAUUGAAAGGGUUACAGUGGAUGGUUUCUCUUUUCAAUAAUCAUUUGAAUGGUAUCUUGGCAGAUGAAAUGGGUUUGGGUAAAACUAUUCAAACAAUUUCAUUGAUCACCUAUUUGGUUGAAGUGAAAAAGAUCAAUGGUCCAUUCUUGGUCAUUGUUCCACUUUCUACUUUAACAAAUUGGAAUUUAGAAUUUGAGAAAUGGGCUCCAGCCAUUAAAAAGAUUACUUAUAAGGGUACUCCAAAUCAACGUAAGGUUUUGCAACAAGAUGUUCGUACUGGUAACUUUCAAAUAUUAUUAACUACAUUUGAAUAUAUUAUUAAGGACAAAGCUUUACUAUCAAAAACCAAAUGGGUUCAUAUGAUUAUUGACGAAGGUCAUCGUAUGAAGAAUGCUAAUUCCAAACUUUCUGAAACCUUGACCCAUAAUUAUCACAGUGAUUUCCGUUUAAUUUUAACCGGUACACCAUUACAAAAUAACUUGCCUGAAUUGUGGGCAUUAUUGAAUUUCGUUUUACCAAAGAUUUUCAAUUCUGUUAAAUUUUUCGAUGAAUGGUUCAAUACUCCAUUUGCAAGUACGGGUGGACAGGAUAAGAUAGAGUUGAGCGAAGAAGAAACAUUGUUGAUUAUUAGAAGAUUGCAUAAGGUCUUGAGACCUUUCCUUUUGAGAAGAUUAAAGAAAGAUGUCGAAAAGGAUUUGCCAAACAAGGUCGAAAAAGUUGUCAAGUGUAAGAUGUCAUCCUUGCAAUCAAAGUUGUACCAACAAAUGCUUAAACAUAACGUUAUCUACGUUGGAGAUCCAAAUGAUUCAAAUAAGAUGGUUAAUGUCAAGGGUGCCAAUAACCAGAUUAUGCAAUUGAGAAAGAUUUGUAACCAUCCGUUUGUUUACGAAGAGGUUGAAAAUUUAAUUAACCCUACAGCUGAAACUAAUGACCAAAUUUGGAGAGUUGCAGGUAAGUUUGAACUUUUAGAUAAGAUUUUACCUAAGUUCAAGAAAUCUGGACAUAGAGUUCUUAUCUUUUUCCAGAUGACACAAAUUAUGAAUAUCAUGGAGGACUUCUUAAGACUUCGUAACAUGAAAUAUAUGAGAUUGGAUGGUGGAACUAAAGCUGAUGACAGAACUGGUUUAUUGAAAUUGUUUAAUGCACCAGAUUCAGAUUAUUUUUGCUUCUUAUUGUCUACGAGAGCUGGUGGAUUAGGUUUGAAUUUACAAACAGCUGACACUGUUAUUAUUUUUGAUACCGAUUGGAAUCCUCAUCAAGAUUUACAGGCUCAAGACAGAGCGCAUCGUAUUGGUCAAAAGAAUGAAGUUAGAAUUUUAAGACUUAUCACUGAAGAUUCUGUCGAAGAAAUGAUUUUAGAAAGAGCUCAUGCAAAAUUAGAAAUUGAUGGUAAGGUUAUUCAGGCAGGUAAGUUUGACAACAAGUCUACUUCGGAAGAACAAGAAGCAUUGUUGAGAGCUUUGCUUGAGAAAGAGGAAGAGCGAAAGGUCCAUGGAGGAGAUGAAUCAGAUGAUGAAUUGGAUGAUGAUGAGCUUAAUCAAGUUAUUGCAAGAAAUGAUUCUGAAUUGGUACUUUUCAGACAAUUGGAUGAAGAACGUAUCGCGGAAACUAAAAGAGCUGAUUAUCCUAGUAGAAUAUACACAGAACAAGAGUUACCAGAUAUCUAUAAGAAGGAUCCAGCUAUUCUCUUGAAGAAGGAUGAAGAUAACAUGGAAGUGUAUGGGCGUGGUAAUAGAGAACGUAAAUCAGCACUCUACGAUGAUAACCUUACAGAAGAACAAUGGCUUAAAAAGAUUGAAGGUGUUAUUUCUGAGGACGACGACGAAGAAGAAGAUCCCGAUCAACUCCAAAAGCCAAAGAGAAGACGUAAGAAGCAAAUCACCACCACUUUAGCCGAUGAACAAGUUGGUGAUGGUGAAUACGGAGAAGAUCGUUCCAGAGCAAGUUCUACUGCAGGAAAAAGGAAAUUAUUACCUGUAGAAGGUGAUGAGGAUGAAGAAAGUGCUUCUUCUAAACGGUCAAAAUCAAAUACUCCAAAACCUGGUAGACCUAGAGGAAAAACGAAGGGCAAAGUAGGAAAGCGUGUUAAGAAGGGACCCGCGUUGACGCGGGCAGUGCCUUCCAUCGAUCCUUUAAUACCCGAAGCAAGAAUGGAACUUGAAAAUCAAAUGAAGAAAAUCUACGAUAUUUUAUUGAAACAUGUUAAUGAACAUGGUAGAGUGCUUAGUGAAUUAUUCUUGGUGAAACCAUCAAGAAAGUUUUAUCCAGAUUACUACGUUCUUAUCAAGAAUCCAAUUGCUCUCGAUACUGUGAAGAAGAGAAUCAAUAACCAUACGUAUGUUUCAAUCAGGGAAUUUCUUGAAGAUAUCCAUUUGAUGUUUAGUAAUGCCCGUAUUUAUAAUGAGGAGGGUUCCAUUGUAUAUCAAGACGCCAAAGAAUUGGAAGAAUUAGCAAUUCUGCAGGUAGAGGAAUUGUCCGGUUUUAGUGACGAAAUAAUAGAUUUUACUGAAUUUGACGCAACAUAUGCAUUGAAGCCAUUAAUAUUGAAUGCCGCUGUGAAAAGACCAAUCGAAGAUGCACUUCAAAAAAUUGAUGACGGAGUUGAAAGUCCAAGUACUUUAACUGCAAACAUUCUUGAAGACUCAAAUGAUACUCCAGGGUUGGAAUUCUUUGAGCAAUAGAAUAUGGAGAUUAUAUAAAAGAAAAGGAAAUACAAACCUUUUAGAUCUUUAAACUUUAAUAAAUAUUGAAUAUUUAAGAGAUAUACAACA